This is a messenger RNA of Protobothrops mucrosquamatus (brown spotted pit viper), 1152 nucleotides long. Its product is annotated as zinc finger protein 629-like. Bases 1 to 1152 code for a protein of 383 amino acids. NCBI's taxonomy places the organism in Eukaryota, Metazoa, Chordata, Lepidosauria, Squamata, Viperidae. The transcript has a single exon. Gene Ontology annotation, molecular function: DNA-binding transcription factor activity; RNA polymerase II cis-regulatory region sequence-specific DNA binding. The record is from RefSeq and is a predicted model, not a curated record. Gene Ontology annotation, biological process: regulation of transcription by RNA polymerase II.
AUGUUCCUAAGAACCGAGGAGCCGGCGGUCGUCCUGGAUCCUCCCGUUGGCACGAGUCCUCUGCAGGCUGGUGGAGUCAAGGACCAGGCCGCCGUCGUCCCCGGGUGGGUCGGCCAGAACCCGUGUACCGUUUACAGGACGGUGCUUCUUCAAGCGGAGGAUCAGGCAGCUGUGGUGGACGGCCAAACGGAGCCCGCUCCUUUCCAGCAAGUGAUCAUUAAGACUUCUGAGGUCUCCCCCACCUUCUACCUGGAUCCUCAGAUUUCUUCGCUGGACCCAUCCGCCUUCCAUUUGGUCCCUGAGCCUCAGUACGUCACCUUCCCUUACGGGAAUUCCUUGCCUCUGGACCACAGCGAGGCCACCGAGGAAGGAGAAAAGGCUUGGGAGUCGCAGGCGGGCAGCUUCUGUUUACCCAGUUUGUACCAGGCAAGCAAGCAGCAGCCCUCUCCCGUGGCAUCCGCCAGUCCCAAAAGCCCCGUGGUGGUGCGGCUGCUGCCCUGCCCUGCAGGGGACCGUCCCGAGGUCUUGGAUCUGGAGUACGACACCGGAGGUGGCAUCCCGGUGGCCUCGGAGCCCUGGGAUGCCAGCUUGCAGGCAGGGCAAGAGACCCCCAGUCCCAAGGGGUCGUCAGACGAUGCCUUCAUCGUGGUGGAGAUGGAGAGCGAGACGGGCCAGCAAGGCAUGGUGGUGAGCGAGCACCACCAACGCCCCCGGCCACGGACCUUCCGGCGAGGCAGAAAGCUGCCCCCUCACAGCAGCAGCAGCAGCAGCAUCUGGCGCUUUAAGUGCCCGGACUGCGGGGUCUGCUACAGCCAGCUCUCCCAGCUGCGCUCGCACCAGAAGGGGCGGAAACGCCGGGGGCGGAGCUUCCUGUGCGAAUGCGGCUCUUCCUUCCGGGGCCUGCUCCACCUGCUGCGCCACCAGCUCCAGCACCUGGAGGAAGCCCUCUUUAUUUGCUCCACCUGCGGGAAGUCGCUCCAAGGACACGCCGGCUUGCAAAGGCACAACAGCUGCAAUCCCGGCCUGGCUCAUUUCAGCUGCCCUUGCGGCGUCCACUUCCGACGCUUGUCCCGUUACCUCUGGCAUCACGUCAGAAGCCAGCGGCCCGGCUUGCGGGUGUACACGCUGGCUGGGUUCCUCUCCUCCUCCUGA